Molecule: messenger RNA, 1702 nt
Organism: Pseudophryne corroboree (corroboree frog)
Lineage: Eukaryota; Metazoa; Chordata; Amphibia; Anura; Myobatrachidae
Gene: REEP6
Product: receptor accessory protein 6
Exons: 6
Coding region: 117-725 (202 amino acids)
Source: RefSeq, a predicted model, not a curated record
GGCCAUGCUCGUGACGUAGAGGUGCAGAACAAGGCAUCCCAGGCCAGGAGAGAACGGUCUCCGAGCUGCACUCAGUACCGUGUGUAGCAGCAGCAGCAGCACUCGGCGCCGCCAUCAUGCCGUCUCUCCGGGAGCGGUUCCGUAAUUACUUGAACGGGGAUAACGUUGUGUCCCGGUUGCUGGGGAGAGUUGAGGAGAAGACGGGCAUCAAGAAGGAUUACCUGGCGACCGGCUCCAUGUGUUCUCUGGGCUUAUAUCUGGUAUUUGGUUAUGGGGCUUCUCUGGUCUGCAAUUUAAUUGGUUUUGCAUAUCCUGCCUACACAUCAAUUAAAGCCAUUGAGAGUCCAGAUAAAAAAGAUGACACAAUAUGGCUGACGUACUGGGUGGUUUAUGGAGUGUUCAGUGUGGUGGAGUUUUUUUCUGAUAUAUUUCUCUUCUGGUUUCCUUUUUAUUAUCUGGGAAAGUGUGCCUUCCUGCUCUGGUGUAUGGCUCCUUUCUCAUGGAAUGGGUCCCAUAUUAUUUACAGCCGCUUCAUCCGUCCAUUCUUCCUAAAGCACCAUCAGACUGUAGACAGUGUAGUGAACGAUCUGGGAGGUCAGGCUCUGAAUACAGCAGAAAAUGUUGCCAGGCAUGUCUUGCAGACUCUAACCAGCAGCAGAUCUCUCCUGGCUCGUGAGGGGGGCCAGCAGGCCCUUCCCAGCACCUCUCAGUCAAAGGAGCAAUGAUCCAGUCUUUGGAAGCUGAAAAGAACAAAUGAUGGUGUUUCUUUGCUUUCUAGAAUGCCUCUACUUAAAAAAAAAAAAAAAAAAAAAAAAAUUCUGUUCAGACUAAUUUUCCUUAAUUUCACUACAUGUUUUCUGUGCGAUGCAUUUAUUACUAGCCAUUAUCUCUAAUUAGUUUAUCUAUGUCCAAGGGUGUUAAAAAGUUAAGUGUUUCUCCAACGUAGGUGCCAAUUUUAAUACUGGUAUCUUAUGGAAAUGCCAUGAUAAAUAAAUGUGAAUCUCUGGUUGUUAAAAUGCAGAUUGUUAAUUAUGUCCUACAGGCUGUAUGUUUGUUAAUAUGCAACAGGAGAAAUGCAGAGCUGGAUAUAUGCCUUGUUUGCUUUAAAUGGGUGUGCAGCUUUGUACCACCACUGUGGUGCUGCCCUACUUUUAAACACAUCAUUGCACACGAACCAUUUGCUUAGUCUUGCAUAUGUGCGAACAUUUUUCAGUCCUCCUCCUCAGAGAAUGAGAGAUAGGAGCAUAGUGAUCCCCAUGGUGUUCUAGGGCAGGGACCUACACGAAAAAGUUUGCAAGACGCACCUAGAAGAAAAAAAAAAGUGUAUGGUAAUGAUUAAAGCAUACCACAUAAGAUCACCCCAGACAGAAUGGUUAAAGUAGCACUAAAGGUAACAACAUGAAUUAGAUUUAAGCACUCUUAAAAAAAAAUAAAUAUAUAUAUAUAUAUAUAUAUAUAUAUAUAUAUAUAUAUAUAUAUAUAUAUAUAUAUAUAUAUAUAUAUAAUUGACUUCCUUGCUUUUACUUUGGUGUUUUUGAUUUUUUUUGUUAUUUCUUUUUGGUAGCAUGUGUAUCUUAAGGUUUACAAACAAGCACAGGUUGAGCCAGAAAAGUAGGUUAUUUCAAGAUAAUUCAGCAUAACAUUGUCCAUUUCAUUUGUAUGUUGUCUUUGAAGUUUAAUAAAAUGAGAUUUUUGUUUUUUA